This is a messenger RNA of Ophidiomyces ophidiicola, 1038 nucleotides long. RefSeq lists its product as uncharacterized. Gene Ontology annotation, molecular function: nitronate monooxygenase activity. The coding region runs from base 1 to 1038 and encodes 345 amino acids. The transcript has a single exon. Lineage: Eukaryota; Fungi; Ascomycota; Eurotiomycetes; Onygenales; Onygenaceae. The record is from RefSeq and is a predicted model, not a curated record.
AUGUCCCUCCGCACGCCGCUCUGCGACCUGCUCGCCGUGCGCCACCCCGUGCUCCUGGCCGGCAUGGCGCGCACGUCGGGCGCUCCGCUGGCCGCCGCCGUGUCCAACGCCGGCGGGCUCGGCACCGUCGGCGGCCUGGGCUACACGCCCGCCCAGCUGGACGCCAUGCUGACCGAGCUGCGCGCGCUCCUGGCCACGCCUGACCUGCCGUUCGGCGUCGACCUGGCGCUGCCGCAGGUCGGCGGCAGCGCGCGCGCCACCAACCACGACUACACGCACGGCCAGCUCGACGAGCUGGUCGAGGUCGCCAUCCGCCACCGCGCCCGCCUGUUCGUCUCCGCCGUCGGCGUGCCGCCCGCCCGCACCAUCGCGCGCCUGCACGCCGCCGGCAUCCUCGUCAUGAACAUGGUCGGCGCCCCGCGCCACGCCCACAAGGCCCUGCGCGCCGGCGUCGACCUGCUGUGCGCCCAGGGCGGCGAGGGCGGCGGCCACACCGGCGACGUGCCCUUCUCCGUGCUGGUCCCCGCCGUCGUCGACGUCGCCCGCGCCUACACCUCGCCGCUGACCGGCCGCACGCCGCUCGUGGUCGCCGCCGGCGGCGUCAACGACGGCCGCAGCCUGGCCGCCGCGCUGAUGCUGGGCGCCGCCGGCGUGUGGGUCGGCACGCGCUUCGUCGCCAGCCACGAGAGCGGCGCCAGCCGCAUGCACAAGGACGCCCUGGUGGCCGCCGGCUUCCACGACACCAUCCGCACGCUGGUCGUGUCCGGCCGCCCGCUGCGCGUGCUGCCCAACGAGUACGUCGCCGACUGGGAGAAGCGGCCCGACGAGAUCCGCCGCCUGACCGAGAGCGGCGUCGUGCCGCUGAUGAAGGACCUCGAGGACGGGAAGGAUGUCGAUUUGCCGUUUCUGAUGGGCAGUGUGGCCGGCGCCGUCAACGAGAUCAAGCCCGCCCGCGAGAUUGUCGAGAGCAUGGUGGCCGAGGCUGCCACCAUGCUGCGUCUGGGCAGCACGUAUCUGGCCGACGGGAGCAAGCUGUAA